This is a messenger RNA of Schistosoma intercalatum, 6571 nucleotides long. NCBI's taxonomy places the organism in Eukaryota, Metazoa, Platyhelminthes, Trematoda, Strigeidida, Schistosomatidae. The record is from the annotation of a GenBank genome assembly.
AAUAAUACUGGUAAUAACAGCAGUUCAUAUUUCCCGAUUCACUAACUAGCUGUUUAUACGUGUUUGUGUUAUCCUGUUGUCGGUAUCACGAGCUGCUAUUGAUCAGUCCUUUUCGGUAUUCGAGCAUCAUUAGAAAAAGUUGCCCUAAAAAUCGUCUUUAAUUGCAAGCUUUUCUAGACUUGAAUAGUAGCUGUUUGUGCAGUCUAGGAUGUGCAACCUGUUUACAACUCUGAUUCCGGAUGUACAAUCCAGAGAAUGUAUGGACUCAAUGGAUCAGUCGAUACUCCGCUAAGCGUUUGAAUUAAGAGCUAGUCGAUGCGAAUUUCGUUAUAAAUAUUAAUGCUGGGAUUCAGGUAUAUUAACUUAAUGAGUCUCAAACAGUAUGAAACGCGUGUACUCAACCCCACUGUUAGUAACUAUUCAUCGAAAAACUCUUGGUUAGUGAUGUGACUAGUUUCUCUGUUACCAAUGACACUCAGCUAUCAAAAAAUAGUGAGUAACGUUAAUCAUUCGUAUUAUUUAUUAUAUGGGUAGUGAAACAUUUCUGUUUGAAGACAUUUUCAUGUUACAAAUUCAGGUGUAUGUGACUGGAUAGACGUCGAAAACUGCUCUUAAAUAUAAUUCACAAUAUAUAUUCAUUUAAAGAAAAAGACCAGAUAUGAUAAAGGUACUUCAAAACAAACUAAAAAAAUCGUCAAUUAGUAGAUAAUCUUUCAUUCACAGUUUUGAAGUUCGAGAACACUAUGUCUAACAAUGACUGAAUGUCAUACUAAAUUUCAGUGCAUUUAAAUAGCUUUUGCUCAUCUUAUAAAUUAACUAUACUGUACAAUAUGUUUAACUUUUAUGAGAGUUUAUGAAUUAAGUUAAACUACUCACUAUAAUUAGAUGUAAUGUAUAUUCUUUGUUUGUAACUUCUCUGCAUACCUAUCAUGACAUAUUCAACUAUAAAACCCACAUCAUAUGACAAGUAUCAACAAGCAUUUUGCCACUAUGAUUAUUGUCUGGUUUAGAUACAAAUUGUAUCGUAAUGUUCAGUAGCCUUUAUUGGACAUUAUACUACAAUUGUGCUUUGAAAUAUCAUUAUCAUAAAUUUGCUUAUAACAGUCUACACAAUACAUAUACAUACAAAUGAUUGGUUAAUAUGAAGGUCAUUUGAAGACAACUAAUCAUAUUUAAAGUUAUAGAUUAACUACAAACCAAUCAGGUAUCUUCUUUGUAGAAUCAACAUUGAACAUAUUUCAUUUUAACUGUUAUUCACCAACAAAAUGUUUUCUUCAAUUAAUUUGAAUUUAGGCCCAUAAAUUCAUUAGAACAAAGUGGUUUACCAGAGGGUAAUCAAAUAAAAAUUCAAAAUAAAUCAUUUUCCGGGAAACUACCUAGAACAAUCAAUUAUUCAUUUAAUCUACAUCAUAAUAAUAAACAAGUCGAAAAUACCAUAUUAAAUAAUAAUAUUAUUAUUCAAAAAGAAAAUAACAGUGAAGAGAGUUAUCCACAAAUGUCAAUUAGAGAAAGGAUUGCUUGUAUUCAACAGAAUACUUUAAAUUGGAGAGAGCGCGUUGAAAAAGAAGAACCAAAUGUAGAUAGAUCAUGUGAUCUCAAUAAAAUUCGAUUAUCAUUAGUUGAGAAACAAGAAUCUUGGAAACAACGUGUUGAUUAUAAAAAUGAUUAUGAUUUUCCAAUAUUUGAACGAAAUAAAAAAACAAAUGACUAUACUAGUCUAGAACCUCUUCCAUCGAAAUGUCCUCAUUCACAAGAUCUAACAACAAACACAUCGAAAUGUUUACCAGUUGAACCAAUAAUACGCAAUACUAGCAAAGAAAAUCGUUCAGAAGUCAAACAUCAAGAAUCAUUUACGACAGCCGAUCCCAUCAAUAAACCUACUACCAUAACGAAGCCAAACCCACUUGUUAGACAGGCAAUUCAUAUUUCCAAAAAUGUUAGCGUACCUACUAUGGAAGAUAAAGAAUUAACAGAUUUCUUCACCAGUAAAACGACUAUAGAAACAACUAGUGCAGUUGGACCAGUUAAGCUUCCGACUUUGCCUUCGCAACCAAAUAAAGAUUUGAACAACGUGUAUGAAAGGAUAGCUGAUGCACGACGUGCUGCUAGACCAGAAAAACGUAAACCUCCACGGGACUUAAAAAAUCCUUUAAAAGCUUUAGAACAGAGAGAAAACAUAAAAUCGAACUAUGAAGAAAUUCGUACACCUUUGGAAGCUAUUUCAACAGAUCAAGAAUCUGGUAAACAUAUCACACCGUUUAAAACAUUAUUACGUACAGUGGAUCCAUCUGUUAGAACUGACCUAGAUUUUGCUGCAAAAAACUCAAUUCUAACUGAUUCAGCUAAAGCUGGUCUCGCAUGCUCUGAAGACAUAAAUGAGGCUAAAGGUAAUCUACGUUCAGUUCAAGAAGGACAAUCUCUUCGUAACUCAUCAACCCAAAAACAACUUUUACCUUACAAACCAAUCAUGUUGUUGCAUAUCAAAGGUCGACGUCAUGUUCAAGUUCGUUUAGUUGCCCCUUCAGCCAAAUCUAUGAAUUCCGGUGACUGUUUUAUUCUUAUCACAACUGAUUCAGUAUUCGCUUGGUUUGGUGAAUCCGCCAAUAUUGUUGAAGUGAAUAAAACUCGAGAGUUAGCAUCAUGGAUUCACAAAAAGCAUGAAUUGUCAUAUACUGGGAAUUUAGGGGAAGCAGCACAAAAUUUCGGUGAUGGUUAUAUUGCAAUACAUGAAAAUACUGAUUCUUACAAUGUUGCUGGCUGUUUGGAUAAUGAGAAUCAUAAUAAUACAACUGGUAGUUCUAAUCAGCACUAUUCUUCAGCUUUAAAGUUUUGGAAAGCUCUAGGUUAUAAUUCACCACAAAUGGUUCAUCACGCUGGACCACCUGAAGAAGACGAACGCUAUGAACUAAUGAUUCAGCACACCAAUCGUGUGUAUCGUGUUACUUUAGAUGGCUUAAUACCAUGUGAAGAGUGUUGGGGUAACCCAGUGAAAUAUCAUAUCUUACAAUCAGAUCAGGCAUUCGUUUUUGACUUUGGAUCUGAAAUGUAUUUAUGGACCGGUAAACAAAUUACUUCUGAACUCCGUCAAGCUGGUAUUGAAUUAGUUCAUAAGGCAUACAACAUGAAUUAUGAUUUUGGUCAGUGUAAAUUAAACCCACUGGAUCCAUUAAACUCACACACCAGUGAUAUAUUAGCUUCUGGAUCCAAACGACCAGAAUGGACUUUAUUAGGCAAAGUAACGGAUAGAGGUGAAACAGUCUUAUUUAAAGAGAAAUUCUUUGAUUGGCCUGAUACUUCAAGAAUUCAAAUAAAAUCAUUGAAACCUGGAAAAUCAAUCUCCACGGAGAGUUCUCCUGCUAUAGCUUCAUUGACUAUGGAACCAUAUCCAGCUAAUGAACUCUAUGAAACUGCAAUUAAUAAUCCACCACCUCCUCCAAAUCUACUAACACUUGAAGGACGUUACAUUGGUCGUGGUGGUAAAGUAUUUCGUUAUGAAGAUGGUAUAAUAAGACAGUUUUGGGUAGAAACAAAUGAACUUCGUGUAUGGCAUAUUUCCGAAUUUGCUAGGUACGAAAUACCUUUAACAAGUCAUGGACAAUUUCAUAGAGAAGAUACAUAUGUCAUCAGAUGGUCAUAUAAAAUUGCUUAUACCAGUUUACAAAAUAGCAAUAAACGUCCAACUGAAAAUGUUCGUGAACAUUGUGCUUAUUUCUAUUGGCAAGGAUCACGAAGUAAAAUAACAGAAAAAGGGGCAGCUGCAUUAAUGACUAUUGAAUUAGAUGAAGAAAGAGGUCCACAGAUAAGAGUGAUCGAAGGAAGAGAACCACCAGUAUUUUGUUAUCUAUUUAACGGUCGAAUGAUUACGCAUGAAGGAAAAAGAACUGCACUAAAAGAAUUCACUACACGUAUGUUCAUUGUCCGUGGUGAAGUUAUGGAAGAAGGUCAUCUCAUUGAAGUUCCAGUUCAGUUAAAUUCAUUACGUCCACAAGGUGUCUUAUUAUUAGUGCAAUAUACCAAAUAUCCAAUGACAGAUUCUGCUGAAAUUAUUAGAGCAUUUUGUUGGAUUGGUCAGUUAGUACCACCUAGUUAUUUAACAACAGCAAAAUAUGUUCUCAACCAAUUAAAGAAAUGUUGUCCACCAGAACUUGGCAAACAAUUAAAUCUGAUUUAUGAAAUUCAUCAACAUGAUAAAAAUGAACUAUCUAAAGAAUUUUUAAAUAUACUCAAUUCUGAAGAUCAAUUAUCGAGUCCAUUAUGCUUAGAUUCAAUAAAAUCUCAUAGUCGAAUGGCUAUCUGGCAAUUUACACACCAUAAAGGACGCAAACUAGGUGUGGAACGAUUAAAUUAUACUCUUCAGCCAGAUCCGGCAAGUUUACCAUUUGAUGAGACAUUGAUCAAAACUAAUACUAAUAGUGUAUCACCAUCAUCACAAUCUACUGAAGGAGUUACUGAACGAUUUUUAGCAUCACAAAACUUAAUAACUGUCCACUUAUCUCAGUCUCUUAUAGAGCCAGCUUUUCCAUUCCUACUUGGAGAUUUAUACUCUGUACCACAACCAUCCCUGUUUCUCAUCAUAACUCAAAUACCGUCUGUUUACAUUUGGGAAGGAUGGUGGCCUAUAUCUACUUUAACAAGAUCUCGAUUUAUGUCACAAAAGUUAUCGAGAUCUUUUUCAACUUAUAGCAAGUCUCCUUCUAUUCCGGGAGAUCAAACAGAUGAUUAUAGAUGGAGUACAUCAUUAGAUGAAUGUUUUGAAUUUAGUCCACAAAAUUCAGCCGAUGGAUCUUUUGAUUUUGAAGAAAAUGAACAACCAGCUUUGACAGGAACAGGUCGUGCUCGAUUUUGUGCCGUACGCAAAGCUGCAAUGCAUACCGCUAAAGCUCUAGCAGAUAAAUUAGGUACAAAAGCUUAUUUAAUCUACGCUGGCUUAGAACCACCGGAAUUUUUAGUUUUAUUCCCUCCUUAUGUUAGAUCGACAGAUGCAAUAGCUUAUCAUCAAUUCGAAGAUGGUAAAACUGAUGGUCAAAAAGAUUUAAUUGACAGUUUACUAUCAUCAUAUACCUUGGCUUCAUAUACAUUGAGUGAUCUUCAACAACGUCCUCUCCCCCCUGAAUUGGAUGCAACCUGUUUAGAAACGUAUUUAGAUGAUAAGACCUUCGAAGAAAUAUUUUCAAUGUCUAGAGAAGAUUUCAAUAAAUUACCAAUAUGGAAACAGGCAGAAAUGAAAAAGUUUUCAGGUUUAUUCUAACUGAAUUCUCGACUUGUUUAAAUUAUUCAAAUAUAUGUGUACGCAUAUAAAUGUAUAAGCCCAUGCACAAUCUCACAUAAAGAUAUACACAUAUCAUUACAACAUUCACAGUAUUAUAUUGAAUUGCAUCAUAAACACAUAAAGACGAAGAGAUUCUUUGAGUUACAUAUUAUUAUUUCACAUUUUUGUGAAUACAUAUACCAGAUAAUACAUAUAAUUGUAUAAAUACAAUACCAUCAAACAAUCCCGGAAGUGAUGACCUUGAAUUUAUCGAAUAUUAUCAUACCCUCUGGAAUGUAAACCAACUUUAGUUUGAAAAAACAAGAUUCAUAUACAUAUACAUAGAUACCUAUAUAUAGACAUUUUUAUCUCAUUGACUGACUUAAUUUUGCUACUAUUUGAAAGGUAUAAACUUAUUUUAUGCAACUAUUUUUUAUACACUAUGGCUACUUGUGAAAUAAAAAGAGUUAUAGGCUGAUUCAUGUUACUACUAUCAUUAUUAUUACCACUGUUAUUACUAACUAUGUAACUGCAUAAAACAUAAUUUUCAUCAUUCAGUUUGUUUAUUUUUCUCACACUUAUCCAUUGUCCAUAUUUAUGAAUGCCUUAUUCUCAACUUCAAUAUACUAUGCAUGUAUUAAACACUUUAUAUGAUCUAUCAUCCAUUCUGUGUUAGGGUUAAAAACAGAAUACUCGAAUAGGUAAAUUCGUUAUUGGCUUUCAACAGUGAUAUACCAUCUUCUUUCUUUUUUUCUUUAAUUCAAACAAACAAAAACCUAUUACUCAUACAUAGAGAUAGAUCUAAAACAUAAUAUAAAUAAAAUCAAUGACACAAUCAUAAGAAUUCAUUUGCAUAACUUUCAUAUUCAUUGUCUUUCAUAGUUUAUGUACAACAUAAAUAUAUAUAGAUAGGUAAACACAUUCAGUUUUAGUUUGUUUGUAUUGUUUAUAUCAUUCUAUGCCUUUCUAUCAAUCAAGAGAUAUUGACAUUUCAGCUACUUUUGUUCUGUAUUCUUCUUCUUCUACUGCUACUACUCCUUCAAUGAAUAUCAAUUACAAGAGAAGUAUAUUGAAGUUUAUAAAAAAAAGAUAAAAAAUAUCAUUAUAACUAAUCAUAAUUGUGCCUUUGUCACUAUACUUACCAUUAUAUCGAUUACUAUUAUUAUUAUUAAUGUUGUUUUCAUUGUCAAUGUUUAUCUGCCACUAAUUUGUUUCAGAUCAUUUAAUAAACUGAAUUAUUUUCAUCAUAAUUAAUAAACAUUUACUUCUGUUACAAAAUAGAUUUUCAUAGUUAUUUUCAGUUGUGUAAGAUAAUCGAAUUUU